Annulohypoxylon truncatum is the source of this 4212-nucleotide messenger RNA. Its product is annotated as putative histidine kinase SlnCl1. The record is from RefSeq and is a predicted model, not a curated record. Bases 512 to 4039 code for a protein of 1175 amino acids. Gene Ontology annotation, biological process: phosphorelay signal transduction system; phosphorylation. The transcript is spliced from 2 exons. Lineage: Eukaryota; Fungi; Ascomycota; Sordariomycetes; Xylariales; Hypoxylaceae. Gene Ontology annotation, molecular function: phosphorelay sensor kinase activity.
UGGCAGUUUAGCUCCGAGCGGCGAUCAAGGUUCCUUCCCUUCCACUCUCUCGGCAACCUUACCUUGCGCAGCUUGUAAUAUACCACACACCACCUUUAGUACCUCCAUUUUCCUUUUUUUACUUCCUUUUUCUCUUUUCUCUCUCGUUGCACUGGCGCACUUCUGGUGCAUACGGUGAUACGGGAGAGUGGGUAAAGGGUCGUACAGCUUAUUAUUUUUUUCACUUCUCUUUUUGCUCCUUCGAGAUUCACCUGCACUUCGGUGUGUGGUGUGUAUGGUGUAUCAAUUGGCGAGAGAAAAGAGACAGUCUUGGAAGAGCGCAAGCCAAAGUUGGGGAGAAAAUCACCAGUUUUCCCACCCUUCAUCCACUACCAUAUCCUUCGUUUUUCCUUACUACUUUCUCCGCCCUACGAUCGAAGUUCAGAGUUCGAAAGAAUACUAAAUCGCAGUCCAAAUAAAAGAAUGAAUGGACUACGGAAUCUGGUAGUUUUCCCAUCAUAGGUUGGAAAUAAUGAGAGUUGCGAUACGGGAACAGUUAGCAGCGCUCGUGCUGCUCGCUGUACUUGUCGGUCUCGCUAUCCUCUCUAUACCAACGUGGAUCUACGUGAACCGCUUCGUCGUUGGUGUGGAGACGUCCGGACUUUCGUUAACAGCAUCUCUCAAAGCUGCCCAGGUUGCCUCUGAGAUUGAAUUGAUACAGACGACCUGUAACCACAUAGCUACGAGGUUGCUUCUCCAGCAAGCGCUUGUAUCAUAUUAUAUCGGUAAUGAUAGCGACGCUUUUUGGAGUCAGGCCGCUGCCGACAUUUCGAGCGCCCUCCUCUCUCGCCCUGGCAUCACCAGCAACCUACUACAGGCAAGACUCUAUUCGCGAAAUCAAACAGGUGGAGACCGUCCCGAUGGACUUCUCAGUGUCACCGGUAGUAACGUCUCUGAGAUCCGACUACCUUACAAGGCCUCUGAUGGGUCUCAGGCUAUUUUAGGUGACAAUCCGUCAGGCUAUCCUCCCGCGUUGUACCCGAAUAUUACGUAUUACAAUUCCACAAAUCCCGACCCUGGAUAUCCGAACCACACUGCCGUCGUGGCCCGACCGUUCCCGGACAUCCGAAUUGAUUCGAGUGUGGAUGGAUUGGUAUUGGGCCCGUUAGUCGUCAAUGAGAGUUUCGCCUUGAUCUCGUUGACUAUACCGAUUCGUAGUAUCGUACGGGACGAUGUGAUACUUGGUUACAUGACGACCAUCGGUGAGGCCUCGUCGAUUAUUAAUAUCGCGGGGUCUAAGGAAGGUUUAGGAGACACGGGUUCUGUUUUGCUCGUCGGCCCUUCGACUGGAUGGAAUCGUUUCAGCAAGUAUAAUUUGCCCGCAAACGCGACUCAUCCGGCGGCGUCCAAUUUCUCGGACGUCAAUGUCAAAUUCGUCCUACCCCCUCGGGCAAUGUCCCGUCAGACCGAUAGGCACUCGCUGCAUAAUUAUGCCUCCGGAAACUAUUACCAGCCUUUCAAAGUCUCAUCAUAUGAUGCUGUAUACAGGGCUUUCACCCAACAGAAUUCCGCGGUCAAUAACGCUAGCAGUUUAUUUUCCACUAAAAAUGAGCAGGGAGUUUCUGUCGCUGUUGGCUAUGCUCGCCCGCAGACUUCUUUGGUGAACUGGACGCUCAUAGUCGAACAGGACAAAGCGGAGGCGUAUAUCCCAAUCAAGACACUUCAGCAUAUCCUUCUCGGUUGCGUCUUCGGGACUAUAGGCCUUACUCUCAUCCUGGUUCUACCAUGUGCUCAUCUAAGCGUCCUGCCAAUUCGAAGGCUGAAAUCUGCUACGGAAAAAUCAAUCGCGCCCCCGGGUUAUGCUGAGUCUUAUAUAGACGAUCUAGAUUACGACGACGACGCAGAUCAUCCUGGGUCGGAGAGCACGGGUCACAAGUCGGAUAACGGGACUCUAGUUCGAUUGAGACGAUUCAUCCGGAAACAUACACGAUCAAGUGCUGCCACUCCCUCAGUACAUGGUAGCGAGCCAGCAAGGCGGGUUUUCAAGAUUCCACGCAAAGUUAGCGAACGGAAGCAUUUCGUAACAGACGAGCUUACGGAAUUGACGACGACCUUCAAUGAGAUGAGCGACGAACUCUUAAAGCAGUACACCUCCUUAGAAGACAAAGUUGCAGAGAGAACACAUGAGCUCCAGAUUAGUAAGAAGGCUGCCGAGGCUGCUAAUGAAAGUAAGACUUUGUUCAUCGCAAACAUCUCUCACGAACUUAAGACGCCUCUAAACGGUAUCCUGGGCAUGUGCGCAGUUUGCAUGGAGGAAGACGAUCUGAAUCGGAUCAAACAGUCUCUGAAAACCUUGUACAAGUCUGGCGACCUACUCUUGCAUCUCCUCGAAGACUUGUUAAGCUUCUCAAAGAACCAGAUCGGACAACAAUUAAGCCUUGAGGAGAGGGAAUUCCGGUUAGGCGAUAUCCGGUCGCAGGUCACGACUAUUUUUGACAAACAAGUUCGUGAAGGAUCGAUUGAUUUCUCGGUCACCUUUUUGGGCACCGAACCCGAUAUUGGCUCGAGCUCCAAACAAGCGGAGAUAGACGAGAAGCUUCCAGCAAUCGGGCCCCUCGGGACUGGUAGGCUAAAGGAUAUGUGCCUAUGGGGUGACCAGCAUCGAAUUUUACAAGUGCUUAUCAAUCUUGUGAGUAACAGCCUUAAAUUCACGCCUCCUGGGGGGAAAGUAUCGGUUAGGAUAAAAUGCCUACGCGAAAUAGAAACCUUCGACGAGAGCAGAGCGUCAUCCAUGUCGAAAACCGGCUCCGGUCGCCCAAGCAGAGCCCGGGGUAGAAUGGGACCGGGGUCGAACAGAUCCAAGAGCUCAAACGAAAUGACAAUCCCUCAAUAUAAGGGAGGUGGCACAGCCUUAUCCAUCAACCCCCUAGAUCCCAAAGCAACACCCUACGUACGCAUCCGUGAAAGGUCACCAACGCCACCUCCGCCAAGUGCAAAAUCAUUCCUGUUCGAAUUCGAGGUUGAGGAUACCGGUCCCGGCAUUCCAGAGAAUAUGCAACAACGCGUUUUUGAACCAUUCGUCCAGGGCGACCUCGGUCUUAGUAAGAAGUUUGGAGGAACUGGUUUGGGAUUGAGUAUUUGCCAGCAGUUAGCAACUUUGAUGGGAGGAACCAUCUCGCUGAAAAGCACCGUUGGUGUUGGCACCACAUUUACAAUGCAGAUUCCUCUCAAGUACACCAAGAAUAGAGCUUCAAGCACAGCCUCUAGCAGCGCCAAUUCGCGCGCACCUAGCAUCAGCAGCACGGCAGAAGUGAUUUCCAGGAAAAACUCUCUGACGCUGUCGCAGACCACAGCCGAAGUUAAAGCUACUGUCCUUGAUCAGCAGCCACGUCUCAUUGGAUUGAGCCAACCUUUCUUCACGACAGGUCCCAGGGCCAAUUCAAAAGAUCCUACUUCCACCUCUCGAAUGAACGCCUUCGAAAUGGCUAAAGCAAGCAAAGGCGGGGGAAAGUUGCGAGUUCUUGUUGCCGAGGAUAACCCCACAAAUAUCGAGGUUGUCAGCAAGAUGUUAAAAUUGGAAGACGUGUACGAUGUGACUAUCGCCAAGGACGGACAGGAGGCAUAUGAAAUGGUAAAAACGAAUAUGGAGAACAAUCUUUACUUCGAUUUGAUAUUUAUGGAUGUUCAAAUGCCAAACCUCGACGGCUUACAGAGCACACGUUUAAUUCGGAAGAUGGGAUAUUCAGCACCAAUUGUCGCUUUAACUGCUUUCUCGGAGGAGAGUAACAUUCAAGACUGUAUGGAAUCGGGGAUGAACGAAUUCCUCAGCAAGCCCAUCCGGCGGCCAGCCUUGAAGCAGGUGCUCAAGAAAUUCGCCACGAUUCCCGAGGAGCCCGAAACAGCGUCUCAUCUAGCGAGCAGAGAUACUCCUAAGAAAGGAGGCCGCUUAGCAAGUGAUCAACCACCAAACGGAAAUUUGACACCGUUAGAGUUGACUCCUGUACGUAAGGAGAAGCCUAUAAUGAAUGGUACGCAUCUAGCAACAGGAGCGGUAACGUGAUACGGCGGUGAAUUGUUGCUAUCAGUCAUAUAUAUACGACAAUAUACGAACACCGGCACUUCGGAAUACCCUUAACGCUACUAUCCCUCCUUAUCUAAUUCUUGACUCGAUCCUUUGUUGCCUCUAAACCUAUUAUCAUACUAUUCACAUUUUCCUUGUCUGGGAAUCACAAG